AUGGCGGUUUCCAUGUUGGAGGAAAAACUGGCCAAAAGCCUUGAAUGUGCCAUUUGCUUGGAUACGUUUGAUGACCCAAGAAUGUUAAGAUGUCAACACUCCUAUUGCAGAAAGUGUCUGGAGAAAAUCGUUGUGAGAGUUGGCAGUACUUACAAGCUCACCUGUCCUGAAUGCAGAGAAGACAUCAAGGUAACUUAUGUAUUAUAAAACAUACUGUGACGUAACAAUAAUAAGAACUUAUAGCGUUUCGCUUUUAUGUUAUGAAAAGCGUUUUUUAUUUGUCACCUUUGCUGAAAUCUCUGAUGGCCCCAAUCCACCAACUAUUCAAAGGCAACCAAGGCUGUAAACACCCACAGGAAAAUUCCAUUUUGGGGACCUUCUGAUGCCUAUUCGCGUCUUAAUGAAAAGCCGGGUUGCUUGUUUAGUUGACGAAAAGAAUGCUCUCCUGAACGUGUGUGGGUUACAGUACGUGUUCACACGCAAGUUGUUGACUUGUUAGAAAUCGAUCGAGUGAGAUUUCUGCCUGAUACAAAAACAAAGACUGCAUAAAUACCCCUCAUAAUGACAUCAAAGUGACAAGUUUCAAUGUGGUUACAGAGGUUAAAAAAAUGAGAGCCUCUGAAGUUUUUAAAUAUUGUAACCAAUCUUCUCUCCAAUCAUGACCAAUCGUUCCCUGAAGAAGUCGUGCCGUUUUUAACGAAAUGUAAAAAUGAAUAAUAGAGUCUCACAGCUUUACAGUCAGCUUUGCUUUUUUUCUGUAAAUUAAAAACAAAACUUUGCUGACAAGAUGUACCAGGACCUGGCAACUUUGAUUUGCACGUUGGCCUCUGAAAAUCCCGCCCCCCAUUGCAGUGUGCGCGGCCACAGAAACCUCUCCAAAAUAUCUGUGUGAAAAAGGUUAAGGUACGAAUGGUAAGCCCUCCGUCAAUAUUCUUGCAAAGUCUUCCUUAUAACUUCACGUUCAUCAAUUCUCUAACUUUAGCUGCCCAUCUGUUUGAGAGAAUAUGAAAUGUUGAUCACUCUGUAUUAAGCGGUCACCCUCGGGGAAUGGCUAAGUGACUGCUUAAUACAGGGUGACCGCUUAAAGUACAGGUAGCAAGAAAUACAAUUCAAAGAAUUCGAUCUCCAGUGCUGAUCAGAUCAGACGUUUGACCUCAAAUAGAAACAUUCAUUUCCGGCGUUUUAAUGAUUUGCGAAAAUGAACAAGGAAAUCAAUUGUUGUACCUCGUGUGUUACAUUAUUUGAAACUGUAUGAACAAGUAAUUGACACUGUGUGACCGUUUAAUACAGGUCAAGACAAUAGAAAAAGUCCCGUUGGGACUUUGCAAAUGGUGACCGCGACCGCUUAAUAGAGGUCGAAAUUACAGUACAUCAAGGGAAUUAAUUUUCGGGACUUUUAAAGCUGACCACUUAAUAGAGGGUGACCGCUUAAUACGGUGUCGCUUAAUAAAAGGUUCGACUGUAUGUUUAUUUUACAACAAAACAAUAAAUCAUGGUAAUAACAAAACGCGAAGAUGUAGCAAAGCAAGGUUUCUGCAAAAUACUUUGAAGACACUUCGUCUUCGGGAAGUCUCUUAUUAGUACUUAUUCAAUUUUGCGGGGGGCGGGGUGGGAGGGGGAAGGGGGUGGGGCUUAAGGUUAGCUUAGGGUUGUUCGAGGCUGGGCGCUUAAUAUAUUUUUCUGCCUUUAGGAUGGGCGCUUCCGAGGUGGGCGCUUAUUCGAAUAAAUACGGUAUUUGAUUUUUUUUAUUGUGAUUUUAAUAUUAGCUUCCAAGGCGUGGUGUAGCAAGUCUUCAAUCCAACCUUUUGAUUAACGAGCUUUUGAGCCUGCAGCUUAAUACUGGUGUCCAAUCCAACGAAAAUUCUCCUUGUGAUAAGCACAGUGAGGAAUUACUGGAACUCUUUUGCGAAAAAUGCGAGGAGCCCGUCUGUAAAGCCUGUUUGGUGAUCGAUCACCGCGACCAUUCGUACUCGUUAAUCAAAGAUGUGUUUCCACGUAUCAAGAGAGAGGUCUUAACAAUGAUGCGUGAGGCAAGACCGAAGAUCUCUGCUCUUAGAGCAGAAGUCAUUUCUAUUGAAGACGAAGAAACCAAGAUACGAGACAAUGCGGAAGCUGUGAGUCAAGAGAUCGAUGCUUUCAUUGAUACUUUGAUCAAUAAACAGACUGCGAAUCUCGAGAGUGAAAGACGUCGCUUGAAGCAAGCGGUAUCUGAGAAGACGUCGCUUCAAUUAAGUAAAUUUCAUGAUCACAAGGAAGCUUUACUCACGUCUCUCGGUAGUUUGGAGUUUGCUGAACAAUCAUUAGAUCCAGAAAGCAGGAAUAAGGCUGAAUUUAUACGACGUAAAGCGGAGGUAGCAAGUAAAAUAACGGAGCUUCGUUCACUUGCAGAAGAAUUUCGUCCUUGUGAAAAAGUCAUCUUUAAUCUUCACAACGCAACUCCUAAAGAGGAAAAUGUGAAAGAGCUCGGAAAAAUUACCGUGCGUGGUGAAUACUGUUUAGGUAUGAGUGGAGGAGAAGAAGGGAUUCUCUACACAGGUAGAGGUGAACAAUGGUGUGAUUUUAUCUUCACCGUAACACGUGAUAGAUCGUUGAGAUCUGAAGUUCAUCGAAAUUUUAUGGACCAUUUCAAAGUCAUCGUAUGGAGUCCAAAUGGCGAGAUAGCCCUCCCUUCUUCUUCACUCGAGAGCAAAGGCAAUGGUUCUCGCGGUUUCCGUUUUCGACCCACUUGGUCUGGUGACUAUAAGAUUUCUAUUUCAAAUGAAAAACUGUUCGGGGGUGAAGUUCAUGGUAGUCCGUUUAUUUGGAAAGUCCUGCCGUCCCUUCAAUUAAAUUCUUUGGUGUGCUGGAUCAACAGCAUUGGUCGUCGAGAUUACACUUACUUGAGUAAUAGUGUUCUUGAAGACGGACAGCAUUCUUGGAGAGUACGAUUGUUAGUGCCGGAAGGGCCUCAGGAUACUUCCCAUGACUUCCUUCAGAUAGGAGUAAGACAUCCCUAUCGCGGUACAUUUUGGGUUUGGUGGAAUGGAUAUCGCUCCUCUCCCGACAAAUGCGUUCCCAGCACGCUAUCGAUUAAUUCUUUUCAACGCGGUGAUCUGCUCAUUUGUUUCUUAGACUUGGACAAAGGAGAGCUAAAGAUUUACAACGAUCGCACAAGAGAGUCAGACACCUGGCGGGAUGUUGAAGCUCCUGUCAAUAUUUACCUUUAUCCAGAUAGUUUAUUUCUCAGCACACUUUUCGCUGUCUAA
Porites evermanni is the source of this 3245-nucleotide messenger RNA. NCBI's taxonomy places the organism in Eukaryota, Metazoa, Cnidaria, Anthozoa, Scleractinia, Poritidae. The record is from the annotation of a GenBank genome assembly.